GCGCCAGCAGUCUUGGGCGAGGAACGAGUGUAGUUGUUCAGUAUGGUUAGAACAAGUGCGUAGAUAUAUCGCAGUCCUAAAACCAGACUUGUGUGUGGAAAACCCCGGGAUAUUACACUCAACACCACAAAAAUGAAUGACCUACACGACCGAAAUGACGAACUGGACGCUUGGAUAACAAACUGGGAACGGCAAUGCAUCGAAGAAGUCGAAAGCAGUCCCGAUUUGGAGACCCAAAUCCAAAAUGAAAAGGACACAUCUUCACAAAAGCUUUGGCUCCUUUUCCAAAACUCAGCCACUUGUGUAGCACAGCUGUAUAAAGAUCGUCAACACGGAUUGUCCCUGUGGGUGCCUUUUCAAAAUGCUGCUUCGAGCGUCACAAGCUUGUACAAAGAGUGCCUAGAAUCGGAAAAACGUGCCAGCGAGCUUGGCUUCCAGUGGGGAUACCAGCGCAGGACGCGAGACCUCCUUGCCUGGGCCAAGAAGCGGAAGCGCCACAUACGGCGUGAGGACCUCCUUGCUUUCCUCUCUGGCAAGGCCUCUGCGCCGCACCACCACCACCACCACUGGGGGUCGCCUCGGCAGAGGCUCACCCUGGACUCUGGGCUGCGUACGCCCCCACACCACCACCCGCGGCUAAUGUCUCCCAUGAUGACGCCCGUGGAGCAGCCCGUGCCCGAAGGGGACGAAGAAGUGGACCUGGAAACGUUCAAGGAGGCUCUUGCACUCUCUUCGGCUUUGGGCUCCAGCCGGGGUCACUCGUCACCGGGCAGCGGAUCUCCACCGAGCUAUCGGAGCAGCGGCGGAAGCGCCAGCCUCAGCAGCUUCAUCGCGGAGGAGUUUGCGCGGCACGUGGAGUCUCGGAAACGCAGCGCGUCCGGCAGUCCGGACGUGGUCAUGGACUCCCCCACCCACAAGCGCAGCCGCCUCAUCUGAUCAAGUCACACUUUUACGUGUAUAGUUAUAUAUGUAUUAUAUAUAAUUAUAUAGUGCAAAGGAAGAAGCUGCGAAGAGGGACUGGCAAAAGUGUGCAGGGUUUUAAGGAAUGUGUGAUUGGUCAUUAAAGAAUGGAGUGGGCCAAUGGGGAGUCUGAAAGGAGAAAGCACUUUUUUUGUGUGUGGGUGGAGCAGACAUAGCAUGCACUGUAAGUAGUUCAGUAAUAAAAGUAAGGGGAACAUAUUAAGGUGUGCAACUUCUGACAGGUGCACAGCAUACCCAGAUGCGUGAUAAAAAAAAAAAAAAGUCUCCGAAGUCUGCGUCAAAAUUCCCCCGCAUCGUGGAACACAAACGGGUUUGCUACAAAAUUUAGCCAGAGAGUGUCCAUUUGCUGGAUAACUUCUUUUAUUGAUAAGAUAAAAAAGAUGACUCUGCAGUCCGAGGCAGCUUCGCGUGGUGGUACGCUCGUUCGAGAGAUGACCACCUCUGCACUGAAGUGUCUGGUUAAAGUGUAUGUACGGUUAACAUUGAAUUCAUUUGAGUGUGCCUUCCUUUUUAUCAUGUUGUACCCCCGCGUUUCUGUUGGCGUUGUUUGUUUAGUACAGCUCUGCACACGCUUAACCAGAACAUCUUGCUCUCUUGUAGUCGUGAGCCUUGACUGUUGUGGAGAGAACUUGAAUGAGUUACGGGUGAGAUAGAAGAGAGGGAUUGUUUUGGCAGGU
Molecule: messenger RNA, 1658 nt
Organism: Ornithodoros turicata
Lineage: Eukaryota; Metazoa; Arthropoda; Arachnida; Ixodida; Argasidae
Product: HUWE1-associated protein modifying stress responses-like
Exons: 4
Coding region: 133-936 (267 amino acids)
Source: RefSeq, a predicted model, not a curated record